UUUUUCGUCCGUUAGCCUUCCUCUUUUCCCUUGGGUUGGAAUGAGUCCAUAGGAGAUGGGAACAGAUCAUUGAUAACAGGGUCCACUCCACCUUGAGUCACUAAAUGUAUGAAGAUACCAAUUGACAAGUUGAGAGAAUGAAGUGUGUCGAGGUUCUCUCUUGAGCCUCCCAUACUUCUCGUUCCCUAUAUGAAGGUGCAAGCUUCCGCUCUGUUUUGAAAUCAUCUCCCUUCAAUUGCUCGUCAUGGCCGUUUUUGUUCAUUCCUUCGUGACAGGGGUCCUAGCCCUGAUUAUCCUCUGCUUCGUUCCGACUUUGGAGCAAUCCGACAAUUAUAUAAUCCACAUGGACUCAUCCUUCAUGCCCAAAGCCUUCUCUGACCACCAUAGCUGGUACUUGGCCACUGUCUCAUCACUAGCACAAAGUCCUAGUCCUAAUGUUAGAGCCAGAGCUAGUGCCGCAUCCACUUCCAGGCUCAUCUACAGCUACACUCAUGUCAUUCAGGGUUUCAGUGCUAGUCUCUCUCCUAGCGAGCUGGAGGCCCUUAAGAAGCGCCCAGGGUACGUCUCUUCCCUGAAGGAUUUGCCAGUUAAAGCUGACACAACUCACUCGACCCAAUUUCUUGGCCUAAAUUCUAAUGCCGGGGCAUGGCCUACCUCAGAUUACGGCAAGGAUAUCAUAAUUGGGCUUGUGGAUACGGGCGUUUGGCCGGAAAGCCCGAGCUUCAACGAUGACGGAAUGACUGCAAUUCCAUCCAAAUGGAAAGGCGAAUGCGAGGUUGGUACCCAAUUCAAUGCUUCGAUGUGCAAUAGAAAGCUCAUAGGAGCCCGGUUCUUCAACAAGGCACUGAUAGCAAAAUAUCCCAACGUUACCUUGUCCAUGAACUCUACGCGUGACACUGAGGGACAUGGCACGCACACAUCCACCACGGCUGCUGGAAACUACGUCAAGGGAGCAUCUUUCUUUGGCUAUGCUCCAGGAACUGCAACAGGUGUGGCUCCACGGUCUCGAGUGGCCAUGUACAAGGCCCUGUGGGUCGAAAGCCCGUAUUCUGCAGAUGUUAUUGCUGCAAUUGAUCAGGCAAUUAUUGAUGGUGUCGAUGUCUUGUCCUUGUCAUUUGGCCUGAAUGGCGUUCCAUUGUAUGAAGACCUAAUUGCGAUCGCCACAUAUGCAGCCAUGGAGAAAGGGAUCUUUGUAUCGACGUCAGCGGGAAAUGAGGGGCCUUUGCUCCAGACCCUGCACAAUGGGACUCCCUGGGUCAUAACUGUCGCCGCUGGAGACAUGGACCGUGAUUUUGGAGGAACUAUUACCCUUGGCAGCGGUAUUUCGAUUGCAGGCUCGACUCUCUUUCCAGGCGACCCAUCCUUGGGUGAAUCUCCAGUUGUUUUUGCGGAUACGUGCAACCAUACAAUAUUGAGCAAGAUCAGUCCCACGAACAUUGUCGUGUGCGACGACUGGAGUGACAUUUUCAGCGACCAGGUUGAAAAUGUCCAACUAGCAAAAGUUGCUGGUGGAGUGUUCAUAACAAGCAGCUCUGACCUCAAUUUCUUCAUCCGGAGCUCAUUCCCAGCAAUCUUUUUGAAUCCUACAGAUGGCGAAACCAUCAAAGCCUACAUCAAGAAUUCGUCUGAGCCAACAGCAAGUAUUCAAUUUCGGAAAACACUAAUCCGUAGCAAGCCUGCUCCAAGCGUAGCAAGCUACAGCUCUCGUGGCCCAUCCCCAAGUUGUCCAGUCGUCCUCAAGCCCGACAUUUUGGCUCCUGGCUCAAAGAUCCUGGCUGGGUGGCCUCAAAAAAAUCCAGUAAGUGUGGUGAACUCACAUGAACUAUUUAGCAACUUCAACCUUUUGUCAGGGACAUCGAUGUCGUGCCCGCACAUUGCCGGAGUGGCCGCGCUCCUAAGAGGAGCACACCCGGAGUGGAGCCCUGCAGCCAUCCGGUCUGCCAUGAUGACUACAUCGUAUUCAACGGAUAGCACAAAUGCCCCUAUCAAAGACUCUGGGAGUGGCUUCGAACCAGCGAGCCCUCUAGCAAUGGGAGCUGGCCACGUCAAUCCAAACAAGGCGUUAGACCCCGGACUCAUAUACGAUGUGACCCCCCAAGACUACGUCGACCUCAUGUGCGCGAUGAAUUACACGUCGAAGCAAAUUCAAAUCGUCACCAGAUCAUCUUCCUACAAUUGUUCAGACUCAUCACUGGACCUUAACUACCCUUCGUUCAUUGCCUUCUUUAGUUCAAACAGCUUGGUCUCUCCGACAGCACAAGAAUUCUUCCGGACGGUGACUAAUGUGGGAGACGGGCCAUCAACCUAUGUCGCGAAAGUGACUCCGAUGGAGGGAUACAAGAUUAAUGUCAAGCCGGAUAAAUUGACGUUCAAAGAGAAGUAUGAGAAGCUGAGGUAUAAGCUGACGAUAGAAGGACCAAAACAGAUGAAUCAGAAGCUGAUGUUCGGUUCUGUGAGUUGGAUGGAUAAAGGUGGCAAGUAUGUGGUCAAAAGUCCCAUUGUGGCGACGAGCCUGAGCUCGGAGGCAUUGACGUCCAGAACUUGAAUUUUUUUUCUGGUUUGGCAGCAGUAGGCGAAGAUAUCUUCUUUAUCUCUUUUUCCUUUUUCGAAUUAAUUUUUCUAGAAUGUAAUAGACCAACUUCCUUUGGGUACGUGAAACUUGGAAGAAGCUUGGAAGUGGAUAUGAUGUCCAAAUCAUACCACACAUCUUACUUGCUAAACAACAAAAAGCCAGCUUUGCAAUC
Molecule: messenger RNA, 2744 nt
Organism: Eucalyptus grandis
Lineage: Eukaryota; Viridiplantae; Streptophyta; Magnoliopsida; Myrtales; Myrtaceae
Product: subtilisin-like protease SBT3
Exons: 1
Coding region: 245-2545 (766 amino acids)
Biological process (GO): proteolysis
Molecular function (GO): serine-type endopeptidase activity
Source: RefSeq, a predicted model, not a curated record